Cimex lectularius (bed bug) is the source of this 1648-nucleotide messenger RNA. Its product is annotated as histone deacetylase Rpd3. Gene Ontology annotation, molecular function: histone deacetylase activity. The record is from RefSeq and is a predicted model, not a curated record. Bases 111 to 1532 code for a protein of 473 amino acids. Lineage: Eukaryota; Metazoa; Arthropoda; Insecta; Hemiptera; Cimicidae. The transcript is spliced from 8 exons.
UAUUAUCGCCCUUUCGUCCCCACCGCAGUCGGCGAGCCGUCAACCCGUUCUGUGCAUUGACAUUUAAGUUUUAAUUAUUUAAAAAAGCGAACAAGUGAAAGUUCAAAAUUAUGAGUUCUGUGGGAAAGAAAAAAGUCUGCUACUACUACGACAGCGACAUCGGCAAUUAUUACUAUGGCCAGGGUCACCCGAUGAAGCCGCACAGAAUAAGGAUGACGCACAACCUUCUCCUCAACUAUGGGCUGUAUAGGAAAAUGGAAAUCUACAGGCCACACAAAGCUACGGCUGAGGAGAUGACCAAGUUCCACAGCGACGAGUACAUCCGGUUCCUCAGGAGCAUCCGGCCUGACAACAUGGCCGAAUAUAAUAAACAGAUGCAGAGGUUUAAUGUCGGUGAGGAUUGUCCCGUUUUCGAUGGUCUGUACGAGUUCUGCCAGCUUUCUGGCGGCGGGUCCGUAGCAGCAGCAGUUAAACUCAACAAGCAGGCAGCAGACAUAUGCAUCAAUUGGGGUGGCGGGUUGCAUCAUGCCAAAAAAUCUGAAGCAUCUGGAUUCUGCUAUGUGAAUGACAUAGUUUUAGGAAUUCUCGAAUUGCUUAAAUAUCACCAAAGAGUCUUGUAUAUCGAUAUCGACGUCCAUCAUGGUGAUGGUGUCGAAGAGGCAUUUUACACUACUGACAGAGUGAUGACUGUGUCAUUUCACAAAUAUGGUGAAUAUUUCCCAGGAACAGGAGAUCUCAGGGAUAUUGGAGCUGGAAAGGGGAAAUAUUAUGCAGUUAACAUCCCACUGAGGGAUGGAAUGGAUGAUGAAAGCUAUGAGUCAAUUUUUGUACCAAUAAUAACCAAAGUGAUGGAGACAUUCCAACCAAGUGCCAUAGUCCUGCAGUGCGGGGCAGACUCUCUCACCGGCGACCGCCUUGGCUGUUUCAACCUCACAGUUCGCGGUCACGGGAAGUGCGUCGAAUUUGUCAAAAAGUACAAUUUACCUUUGCUGAUGGUGGGAGGUGGCGGUUACACAAUACGCAACGUCUCGCGCUGCUGGACAUACGAGACGUCAAUUGCCCUCGGCACGGAAAUUGCCAACGAACUGCCUUAUAAUGACUAUUUUGAAUACUUCGGCCCUGAUUUCAAGCUGCACAUCUCCCCCUCAAAUAUGCCCAAUCAGAAUACGCCAGAAUACCUUGAGAAAAUCAAGACAAGGCUGUUUGAAAAUUUAAGAAUGCUUCCGCAUGCUCCAGGCAUUCAGGUCCAAGCAAUUCCCGAAGAUGCAGUCAAUGACGAUUCUGAUGAUGAGGACGUCAAGAUAAACCCAGACGAACGGCUCAACCUGGCCAUACAAGACAAGCACAUCUCAGGCGACAACGAGUUCUCAGAGUCGGAGGAUGAGGGUGAAGGUAACAGAAGAGACAACCGAAGCUACAAACAGAGAAAGCGGCCCAGGAUCGAAGGGUCGGACGGCAUUGAAAUGAAAACUGACAAGAACGACAAGGCCCAAGCCGACGAGCCCAACAGCAAAUCAGGCUCCACUGUGUAAAAAGUACAACACUUAAGUUCCACAACCCUCACCUUUAUCAUUGAAAGUCAGCUGUAAAUAAUAUAAAUGUAAAAAGUUUUGUUUAUAUUUUGUAAAUUAUAAAUAAUUUCUUUUAA